AUGCCGAAAGAUAAGAAAAAAGAGGAAAUCACCGAAAUCGAGCACGUCGAUAGAAAUAUUUCAUCAUUUUCCCAAAUUUCGCAUUUAAUUGAUGCUGAGACAAUCACCAGGCUCACAUUGUCGCAUAAUAAACUCACAGCAGUGCCGCCAAAUAUCGCUGACCUCAUCAAUCUUCACACGUUGACUCUUUGGAAUAAUCACAUUGAAGAGCUUCCAUCUUCGAUUUCUAGCCUUCCAAAAUUACGGAUUCUCAAUGUUGGAAUGAAUCGUCUUUCAAUUUUGCCACGUGGAUUCGGCUCUUUCCCAUGUUUGGAAGUUCUUGAUUUAACCUACAAUAAUUUGAGCGAGCGCUCGCUUCCUGGAAAUUUCUUCUUCAUGCAAACACUUCGCGCUCUUUAUUUGGGCGAUAAUGAUUUUGAGAUGUUGCCUGGAGACGUCGAGAAUCUUCAAAAUCUUCAAAUUCUCGUACUUCGCGAAAAUGAUUUGCUCACAAUUCCGCACGAGCUCGGAAAACUGAGUCGACUCCGCGAACUUCAUAUUCAGGGCAAUCGCUUAACAAUGAUCCCGCCCGAGUUGGGACAUUUGGAAUUGGUUGGACCAAAACAGACGCUUAGAUUGGAGCAUAAUCCGUGGAUUCCAAAUAUUCAAGACCAAUUUGAAGCCAACGGAGCGCCUGGCGUUUGGGCAUACAUUCGAAGCGACGAAUAUCGAUAUUUCUACGGUCGGCAAGAAAUUGCGAGCACACCGGUGCCGCCAAAACGAAACAAAGAGAAGAAAAUCUCGAGAAAAGGUGUUCAACAAGCAUAG
This is a messenger RNA of Caenorhabditis bovis, 807 nucleotides long. NCBI's taxonomy places the organism in Eukaryota, Metazoa, Nematoda, Chromadorea, Rhabditida, Rhabditidae. The record is from the annotation of a GenBank genome assembly.